Daphnia pulicaria is the source of this 1557-nucleotide messenger RNA. RefSeq lists its product as uncharacterized. Gene Ontology annotation, cellular component: cytosol. The transcript has 4 exons. The record is from RefSeq and is a predicted model, not a curated record. The coding region runs from base 297 to 1211 and encodes 304 amino acids. NCBI's taxonomy places the organism in Eukaryota, Metazoa, Arthropoda, Branchiopoda, Diplostraca, Daphniidae.
UGAUGACAAUGUGAAAACAAACCGUCAAACAGCCGGCUCAGUUGGUGAAUUCAAGUGGUGUGAUUCAGGAGGACAGACUGUGCAAAUCUCAGUCACAGUUUCUUUCCUUAUUAUUCAAAACUGUGCGAACCAAAAUUAACAAAAACAACUACUAGAUCGAAUGCAAAUUGGAUUUGUGUGAAUAACUGGUUGUGGUUGGCGUGAAUUAUUUUCACAUAGCAAAAUCAGCUGUUCUGUUAUCCCGUUUGAAAAUGGCGAAAGUUGCAACCGCCAACUAAAGUCUCUCGUCCAACUGAAUGGAAUUCAAAGACAUGGCUGACGACAUUGAGGAUUUGCUGCGUGAAGUGGAAGAGAAAUACCUGCCGAGGCCCCAAGAAAAGAAUCCCAGCAGCAGCAAUCCGAUGAAUCCAUCAAAGACCAGCAAUAAUCCGCCCGUCCAAACAGCAGAGAAACAACGCGAUCUAUCGGUGGCGCCCAAAACUACAACUAGAGCUCAUUCUUCUGACAUUGUAUGUCGCGAACUGGAAGAUGAGCUGUCGGAUUUACUGGACGAGGCCGGUGGGUUGUCGGACGCGGCCGCGGUCGGAUUGCGUUGCAAGCGCAGCCCACGCCGCAGUGCCAGCGCACGGGAAUUGAUGGUUGGAAAAUCUUUUACAUCGUCCGUGAUGGAUCCGCCGGGCGUUAGCAAAUUUCAGAACCAUCACGCGACAGCUGAGAAACGCCAAGAAUUCGCCAAUAAGGUGAGCGCUGCUGUCGACGCUGCCGCUUCGAACAAAUUGUCGCUGACGGGAGGAGUGCGGUCGGCCCCGCCGUUCGUUCACCAUCACAUCAACGUCAGUGGGUCACGCACCACUCACGUUUCAAUCGACGCCGUCGUCGUUGAGAAACAAAAAUGUUAUCCCAUUUACGUCAGUGGCGUCAUCGACAGCAUCGACAACAGCCAAAGCGUCAGGGUGUGCAGCAGUUUGCGGUGCACCGGCUGUGACUUUCGCGUGAGUCAAUUCGCGCAUUACCGUUGGCGACCCGGGACGGAUUACCUUUUCUUACGCAACAACAUGCCGGAAUUCGACCGAGUGCGCGUCAAACUCUCGACGGCCAAAUUCUGCCGCGCUUACGCCUGUCAAUGCAAAUUUGUCACCGUCAAAGAUUUGGUCGACCUCACCAAAUUAGGCCCGGAUUUCGCUUCGACAUGGAUCUGCCUGGGCCAUUAGAUGAGCACAAUCUUAUAUUUCAAUGCGGCAUUUUUGAAAAUGGCAGGAUCUAUUUUGCUUUUUCAGAUUAAUAUUUUGAAUUCAAAAUCUUAAUGCCUUAAGGAAAUCUUUUUUUACAAAUUUAAAGAAAAAGGAAUCAUUUCGUUUGUUACGUUAAGAAAUAGAUCCUCAACCCUUUAGCAAAAUGCCGCCAACUGAUUGUUAUACAUGCACAGAUGAAAACUGAAUAUUUGGAUAGGAAUUGCACAUAGACUCUCAUCUCGUAAUAUCCAGCACAAUAAUAAUGGCCGAUAUUCUGCUGUACGUACAAGAGAUCCAAGUCAAAUACAAUCGACACGUCACUCAA